UGUCAGCUGGUGGGCCCCCACCCUCCUGCACCCCAAGGCCUGGAGAGAUGACCUGCUGCACCAUGGGCUGUGGAUCCACAGACCCCUGUCCAUGCCUCUCAUCUGGAGCGUUUCCUGAAGAGCAUUAGGAGAGACCUGGAUUCAAGUUCUGGCUUAUCGCCUCGGUGGUCACAUCCUCCCGUGGACUCAGUCUUUCAGUGAAGAGUUGACUGAGGAUGAUUUAUGAGGAUGUCUCUUGCUCUGGCACCAGGAUUUAAAUUCUAGAUGUCCAGGAGACUAGAGAGGUCUGGCCCGGAUGCAGGAAUCUGACAUGAUAAUAGCUUGGCCGGGCAUUCUGCUCAGCCUAACUCAUCUUCGCGACGUAGGCGUGGCCCGCAGGCUGGAGUGGCUCUCUUGGCAUCUGGUCCUCUCUCCGCCCCUCUUUGCCCCCAUAUAGCCACACACCAAAGAGGAUUUCUCUUCUGUAGCAAAUCCGGGAAGAGGGGUGAGGCCAGGCCCCUUGUCCCAGACCCAGCCACGGCCAUGGGGGCCUGCGCCCUUCUGACGGAUGCCAACAUCUCAUCUGGCCUCGAGAGCAACACCACGGACAUCACAGCCUUCUCCAUGCCGGGCUGGCAGCUGUCACUGUGGGCCACAGCCUACCUGGCCCUGGUGCUGGUGGCUGUGACGGGCAACGCCACGGUCAUCUGGAUCAUCCUUGCCCAUCCGAGGAUGCGCACGGUCACCAACUACUUCAUCGUCAACCUGGCCCUGGCUGACCUGUGCAUGGCCGCCUUCAACACGCCCUUCAACUUUGUCUACGCCAGCCACAACGUCUGGUACUUCGGCCGAGUCUUCUGCCACUUCCAGAACCUCUUUCCCAUCACAGCCAUGUUUGUCAGCAUCUACUCCAUGACAGCCAUCGCUGCCGACAGGUACAUGGCCAUCGUCCAUCCCUUCCAGCCACGGCUCUCGGCCCCCGGCACCAAGGCAGUUAUCGCGGUCAUCUGGCUGGUGGCCCUGGCCCUUGCCUUCCCCCAGUGCUUCUACUCCGCCAUCACUGUGGACGAGGGCGCCACCAAGUGCGUGGUGGCCUGGCCCGAAGACAGCAGGGGCAAGUCACUCCUCCAGUACCACCUGGUGGUGAUCGCCCUCAUCUACCUCCUGCCCCUCCUGGUGAUGUUCAUCGCCUACAGCAUCAUUGGCCUCACACUCUGGGGGCACGCUCUCCCACGACACCAGGUCCACGGUGCCAACCUGCGCCACCUGCUGGCCAAGAAGAAGUUUGUGAAGACCAUGGUGCUGGUGGUGGUGGCGUUUGCCGUCUGCUGGCUGCCCUACCACCUCUACUUCAUCCUGGGCAGCCUCCAGGAGGACAUCUACUGCCACAAGUUCAUCCAGCAGGUCUACCUGGCGCUCUUCUGGCUGGCCAUGAGCUCCACCAUGUAUAAUCCCAUCAUCUACUGCAGCCUCAACCACAGGUUCCGCUCUGGAUUCCGCCUUGCUUUCCGGUGCUGCCCGUGGGUCACUCCAGCUGAGGAAGAUAAACUAGAGCUGACUCCCACUCCGUCCCUCUCCAUGAGGGUCAACAGGUGUCAUACGAAAGAGAUUUUGUUCACAGCUGGGGACAUGGCCGCUUCCGAGGUUACCAAUGGGAAGGCUGGGGUGUCCCCAAGAGGGGAAGCCUGCUGAA
This is a messenger RNA of Sciurus carolinensis (gray squirrel), 1672 nucleotides long. It is a transcript of the gene Tacr2, whose product is annotated as tachykinin receptor 2. Gene Ontology annotation, cellular component: plasma membrane; sperm midpiece. The transcript is spliced from 5 exons. The record is from RefSeq and is a predicted model, not a curated record. Gene Ontology annotation, molecular function: substance K receptor activity. The coding region runs from base 523 to 1671 and encodes 382 amino acids. Lineage: Eukaryota; Metazoa; Chordata; Mammalia; Rodentia; Sciuridae. Gene Ontology annotation, biological process: G protein-coupled receptor signaling pathway; positive regulation of flagellated sperm motility.